AUGAGUUGUCGUGGUCAACCUUUCAGGUCUUGGAAUGCUGCUGCUCUUGGUUUGUCUCAAAAAGCCGAGACUUUUCAGCAAGAAACUUCUGAUUCUGCUAAAGCUUAUGCGAGUAACUCUGGGAAAUGUAAAUCACGUAGAAAUACGUGGCAUGAAUCUAACCUGCACAAAUAUUAUAAUGAAUGUGAAGGCUCCCAAAUUGAUAAGGAAUCAUCUCGAGAGUAUUCUAGGUCUUCUGAUAGGCCUGAUUGGAGAUUUAACCAACCUUCUUGGAGGCCUACUUCUUCACGUUCUUCACAUGAUCGUCCUAAGCCAAUUAGAUCUGCUUCUAAUGAUGGUUAUAAUACGCGUAAUAAUUUUGACAACUCAGGCGAGAAGGCUUGGCGACCGUGGAAUUUAAAUGAAAUUAAAGAUGAUGAACAUGGCUACGCGCCACAUUCCGAGGAUGAAAAGAAUUAUGAGACCUCUUCACAGUACUUAACUAAACAUGAAGAAAAUACUGAUUACUCUUCAUCUUGGAGAUCCUCAUCUCAAGACAAUCUCAUGAAUGUUGAUGAUGAUGCAUUCAUAUAUUCCAGUGAAAAAACUGACGAGAAAUAUGUUAAUGCUACUACUAAUCAGAAUAAUUCUGACUUGCCGAGAGUGAUUACCGUAAAAAUUUCACAAUUAUCAUUGACUGAUAGUGAUCAUUCCGAUGAUACUAUUACUCCGAAAACUCCUGAACAGGUACCAACCAAUCCGACUGAUGAUUCAUCUUUACUCAUCAAUUUGGAUGACCCUCAAACUGCUCCGGAACAAGUGUCAUAUAAAAUCUCUGAAGAUAUUUUUUGUCUUGAUUGGGAACAAUACCAAUUUUCUAUUUUGGAGAAUGAGUUACGAGCUUCAAAACAAAAUCCUCCACUG
Messenger RNA from Cetraspora pellucida, 903 nucleotides. The record is from the annotation of a GenBank genome assembly. NCBI's taxonomy places the organism in Eukaryota, Fungi, Glomeromycota, Glomeromycetes, Diversisporales, Gigasporaceae.